AUGGCGAUGAAAAUUCUAACGCCGUUGGCUGUAUUUGUGACAGCUGUCUCAGCCCAAUUCGAGGUUCCAAUGGUUCGCAGUGUUGACAACUCAACAAUUUUCCCCGUCGCUGUUCAAAAUCACAUUUUGGCUACACUCAAUGGGCUUCGAGCGCGAGUGGCAAGAGGAGUGGAACCGUGGGCAAGAAAACCGAAAGGCACCUUUUAUCCAAAAGCGGCCAGAAUGUACAAGCUGCUCUGGGAUCCAGUGUUGGCUAGAGAUGCUCGCACACGACUGGACACACUCGAGUUUUUGAGGGAUCCAAACCCAGAGGGGAUUAGAGUCGGCACGUUGGAUGGAUUGGUACCAAUCAGUACCGACUGCUGCACUGGCGAGCUUUUCAUCGGCACCAUUCGUGGGACUACUCAGAACCAUAAAAAAAGUGCUCAACAAUACUUUGACGAUACGUGGACGAAAGACUGGUAUGGAAGGAUGAAACUAGAAGGUGUUAUUGGUGGUUUGAUCUAUCAACGUUAUCCGCACGUCAUUCACGGAUAUUUCUCUGAAUGGACCAGUGCCGACGCGAGGAAUCACAUUCAACAGAUCAUUUCGGGCGACACACAGAAAAUCGGCUGCGCCUACAGAAAUAUGACCGACUUGCAAACCUAUGCGAUCCUUUGCCGGCUCGUGCAAAAGGGAGUAUCUGCGGAGAUUCCAAUUUACGCAACUGGUGGUGCCAUUGGUUCAAAAUGUCCCUUAAAUGCUCCAGUCAAUCCAGCCAGUGGACUCUGCGUUCCAAAAGUGGCAGCUGGA
This is a messenger RNA of Mesorhabditis belari, 792 nucleotides long. Lineage: Eukaryota; Metazoa; Nematoda; Chromadorea; Rhabditida; Rhabditidae. The record is from the annotation of a GenBank genome assembly.